Molecule: messenger RNA, 2096 nt
Organism: Drosophila innubila
Lineage: Eukaryota; Metazoa; Arthropoda; Insecta; Diptera; Drosophilidae
Gene: Ent1
Product: equilibrative nucleoside transporter 1
Exons: 4
Coding region: 285-1769 (494 amino acids)
Biological process (GO): nucleoside transmembrane transport
Cellular component (GO): plasma membrane
Molecular function (GO): nucleoside transmembrane transporter activity
Source: RefSeq, a predicted model, not a curated record
AAAAAUACUGCAAAGAGCGCACAACUCUCAUAAAAACAACACAAACAACGCAUUUUGCGCAAUUAUCAAUUUUAUUUAUACUUUGUACGUUAAUUAAUAUUGUUGUAAACAGCGCAGAGCGUAACAACAAUUGAAGAAGGCGUGAAAUAGUUUAAUUCAAUGGAAAUGUGAAUUAAUGUGUCAUGAGCAGCUGCUGAUGAAGUAACGGGAUAAGACAGAACAGCUGUUUUUAUUAACCAUAAUAAAUAAAUAAUAGAGUUCUUAUAUCAAUAAUUGUAUUGAACAUGCCACGAAACGCAGAUGAUCGUCAAAGGCUGCUCGUGCGGCAGGAGGAGGAGCAGGAGGAAGAUGAGCCAAUGCUUGAUGGUGGAGUUGGAGCGGAGGGAGUUGGUGGUGGUUUUGUGCCCGCAUUCUUACCACACGGUGGAGAGGGGGAAUACAACAUAGAUGAUGAUCGUUGUCUGUUGGAGCGGGAACACGAUGAGGUGGUUUUAAUGUCCACCGCACCCACCGCCGGAUCGACCUUAACCUACUGUGUGUUCUAUCUGCUUGGAAUUGGAACCAUGACGCCAUGGAAUUUCUUUGUCACCGCCGAGGAUUAUUGGAAGUACAAAUUCCGGAAUACAACCCUCAAUGGAACUCAACUCGAAGACGAACUCACGCCACUGCAGAAAAGCUUCACCUGUGAUUUGACUCUGACUGCGACCAUCUCAGGCACCACGUUCCUCUUGUUAAAUGCCGUCUAUGGACAUCACAUCACACUGCGUGCCAAAAUGCUGGGCACACUCUGCACCAUCUUUGUGCUUUUUGGCAUCACCACCGGAUUUGUGGAUGUUAAUACGGACAAAUGGCAGGAGCAAUUCUUUCUCAUUACGCUCAUCAUAGUCGUCCUACUUAAUAUUUCCUCUGCCACCAUGUCGGGUGCCUUGUACGGCGUCGCUGGACUCUUUCCUUCCGAGUAUAUGACAGCUGUGGUCAGCGGUCAAGCCUUGGGGGGAAUUCUCACCGCCUUGGCCUUCAUCCUAGUCCUGGCCUUUGAUGCAGGACCCUCGACGACGGCCUUUGUGUUCUUUUGCCUGGGAGCACUGUUGAUCUUCCUCUGCAUUAUCAGUUACUUGGCGAUGGCACAACGGGCAUACUUCAAGUAUUAUCUGGAGGGAGGUGAUAAGUACAAAGUGAUCAGUGCCCAACCGUCGCACAGUCGCAACGAGGACACGGGUGUGCCGCUCGAGCCCAUAUUGCGGGAAGUAAUGGGCAAGAUCUAUAUCCAAGCAGCGAGUCUGGCAUUACUCUAUGCCACAACGCUGUCUGUUUAUCCCGCGGUGACGGUGCUCAUGCAGUCGGAGCACUACGAAAGCCACAGCCCGUGGACUGAUGUUUAUUAUCUACCCGUGGUGAAUUAUUUGUUCUUCAAUUGUGGCGAUUACUUUGGCAGACUAAUUGCUGGAUAUCUAGAGCGUCCAACGAAUCAACAGACGACGCUGCUCUGGACUGUGGUGCGUGUGGUGCUCGUGCCGUGUUUUCUGCUCUCCAACACCAGCGAACAUCAAUUCCUGCCCACUCUGAUCCAACACGACUAUACGUUUAUAGCCAUGAUCGUUAUCUUUGCCUUGUCCAAUGGUUACUUGACCAACAUUUUGCUCAUCAUGGCGCCGCGUAGUGUGAAACAGCAUGAGAAGCAGCUGGCGUCGUCUAUAAUGGCCGCCUCCUUAAGUGUGGGCAUGGCAGCUGGUUCCCUGUUGAGUCUCGCCUUUGUCCAGAUGUUGUGACCUGCCUCAUUGUCUCAAAGUUGCCUUAGAACGCUUUGUUUAUGUACUUUAGGUAAUCUUGAUAGCUUUUACAAAUUGAUAGUUAAUGUGUUUUAUGUUUCUCUUUUUUAAUAUUUACAACUGUUUUAUAUUGUUCAAUUGUGAUUAUUCGUAAUGCUCCAAAAUUUGCCAAUGUCUGUCAGACUUGUAACAUAUCAAAGCAAAAUUAUUUAUGUGUCCAGCAUUGUAUGUUUUAUUGUAAUGUUUAACCCAUAAGUUGAUACGUUUUUAUACUGUCGAACAAAAGAAUCAAAAAUAAAGUUAAGUCUCUUUUAAGGUUAUUCAUUA